Molecule: messenger RNA, 1088 nt
Organism: Belonocnema kinseyi
Lineage: Eukaryota; Metazoa; Arthropoda; Insecta; Hymenoptera; Cynipidae
Exons: 4
Coding region: 230-886 (218 amino acids)
Source: RefSeq, a predicted model, not a curated record
CGGCGGUUGGGAAUUUCCGAAAAACCGCAGGAGCUUUAGUCAGUAGCUGUUCGAUCGAGUAGCGUGUAGGAGGAGGUUUUCAAUUGACGACCAAAGUACUUAUACUCAUUUGAAGAAAAAAAACAAGAUAACGCCUGCAUUAUAUAAGCCGCAAAAACCUGGGUUUUAUUUCUCGUCAUCAGUUAGAAUCCUCAGGAAAUAGUUCAAGAAACUGUCUGUUGUAUUUGGCAUGACGAGGACCGCUGUCGCUAUGCUGCUGAUAAAUUCAGUAGUUUUCUUCUAUUUUAUUGGAUUAAGUUCACAAUCAUCUGUGGACCCCGGAUCUUCUAGUUCUGGAAAUAAAACUUCUCAAGCUUCUAGUUUUGGAAGUCAACAUCUUCGAGGUUCUAGUACUGAAAGUAAACGUUCUGGAUAUUCUAAUUCUGCAAGUAAACGUUCUCUAGCUUCUAGUUCUGGAACUCAAUUGCCUCCUGAAAUUAACAGAAAAGGACUCCAUAUACCCGAUGGUGUAGAAGUAUGGUGGGAAAAGGACAAAAUCAUUGCAAUGGAGCAAAAUGGUGUUUAUAGACCAUUCUUGUUCUUUGCGCAAUAUGCUAUGAUACAGGCAGUGGUAAAUAAAAAGGAUCCCUCUAAGAUAGGAUUCAAUGUUGUGAUUCUUAGUAGCCAAGAAUGGCUAAGUUAUAUGGCUAAAUAUGCUGCUUAUAAAAAGAGAGACUCGAUACUUUAUAGCGCUAGGAGCACGGUAUUGGAGUAUACUCAGGCUAAACGUCAGGCUCUAGAAGAAUUGAGACUUGAGAGAGAACGAGAAGCUGCAUUUAAGGAACUAUAUAAAUAUGACAAAAAACAAGGCUUGUAUGGGGAUCCUGAGCAAGGAAAGUCACAAUAAAACUCCACUUUCGACUUUAUUGUGGAUUUAAACAUGCUAUGCCACACUGUCGGCCCCUACGCGAAUUAACCAAAAUGGCCGUGGAUGGCAUAUCAAAUACUUGCAAAGCAUCACGAAACCAGGAAAAACAUAGCGUUUAACUGUAAUAAUCAUCCAACUGAAUAAAUAAAUGCUGUAAUAAGUAGCUCUGAUAAGUAAAAUA